GAGUUCCAACCCUGACCCAGAGAGCAGAGUCUGAUUUGGAGCCUGGAAGACAAAGCCAUUUAAGGGAACCUAAACCAGAGUCCAGGAUCCCCCAAUAUAGGAGCCAAGAGAGACCCUCUUCUGCUGGCCUGAGAAUACACAUCUCUACUCUGGUUCAAUCCUCUGUCCCUCUGUUUAUGGAACAAUGAACCAGAAGACCACCCUGGUGCUCCUUGCUCUGGCUGUCAUCACCAUCUUUGCUUUGGUGUGUGUCUUGCUAGCUGGCAGGGGAAGAGAUGGGGGUGAACCCAGCAUGCCUCCCCACUGCCCCUCCAUGCCUUCCAGUGCCCAGCCCUGGACACACCCUGGUCAGAGCCAGCUGUUUGCAGACCUGAGCCGAGAGGAGCUGACGGCUGUGAUGAGCUUUCUGACGCAGCAGCUGGGGCCAGGCCUGGUGGAUGCAGCCCAGGCCCUGCCCUCGGACAACUGUGUCUUCUCGGUGGAGCUGCAGCUGCCCCCCAAGGCCGCAGCCCUGGCCCACCUGGACAGGGGGCGCCCCCCGCCUGCCCGGGAGGCACUGGCCAUCGUCUUCUUUGGCAGACAACCCCAGCCCAACGUGAGUGAGCUGGUGGUGGGACCGCUGCCCCACCCGUCCUACAUUCGGGAUGUGACCGUGGAGCGUCACGGGGGCCCCCUGCCCUAUCACCGACGCCCCGUGCUGAUCCGAGAGUACCUGGACAUAGACCAGAUGAUCUUCAACAGAGAACUGCCCCAGGUGGCUGGUCUCCUCCACCACUGCUGCUUCUACAAACGUGGAGGAAGGAACUUCGUGACGAUGAACACAGCCCCCCGGGGUUUGCAAUCAGGGGACCGGGCCACCUGGUUCGGCCUCUACUACAACAUCUCAGGGGCUGGGUUUUACCUGCACCCCGUGGGGAGUCUGGCCCACCUGGAGGACCAGUUUGAGGCCAGCCUGGUGAAUGUGGUGCUGAUCCCAGACAAUGGCACAGGUGGGUCCUGGUCCCUGAAGUCCCGAGUGCCCCCGGGUCCAGCUCCCCCUCUUCAGUUUCAUCCCCAGGGCUCCCGCUUCAGUGUCCAGGGGAGUCAAGUGGCCUCCUCACUGUGGACUUUCUCUUUUGGCCUCGGAGCUUUCAGUGGCCCAAGGAUCUUUGACAUCCGCUUCCAGGGAGCACGGCUAGCUUACGAGAUCAGCCUCCAAGAAGCCUUGGCCGUCCAUGGAGGAAAUUCUCCCGCAGCUAUGCUGACCCGCUACAUCGGUGGCAGCUUUGGCAUGGGCAAGUACUCCUCACCCCUGAUCCGCGGGGUGGACUGCCCCUAUCUGGCCACCUACGUGGACUGGCACUUCCUUCUGGAGUCACAAGCCCCCAAAACAAUACACGAUGCCUUUUGUGUGUUUGAACAGAACCAGGGCCUCCCCCUGAGGCGACACCACUCAGAUAUUCACUCCCACUAUUUCGGGGGCCUUGCGGAGACAGUGCUGGUCGUCAGAUCUGUGUCCACCAUGCUCAACUAUGACUAUGUGUGGGAUAUGGUCUUCCACCCCAACGGGGCCAUAGAAGUCAAAUUCCAUACCACGGGCUACAUCAGCUCAGCAUUCCUCUUUGGUGCUGCCCGAAAGUACGGGAACCAGGUUGGGGAGCACACGCUGGGCACCAUCCACACCCACAGUGCCCACUUCAAGGUGGAUCUGGAUGUAGGAGGACUGGAAAACUGGGUCUGGGCUGAGGACAUGGCCUUUGUCCCCAUGGCGGUACCUUGGAGCCCUGAGCACCAGAUGCAGAGGCUACAGGUGACCCGGAAGCUGCUGGAGACAGAGGAAGAGGCUGCCUUCCCCCUGGGGAGCACCUCUCCUCGCUAUCUGUACCUGGCCAGCAACCACAGCAACAAGUGGGGUCACCCUCGGGGCUACCGCAUCCAGAUGCUCAGCUUUGCCGGGGAGCCACUACCCCAGAACAGCUCUAUGGAGAGAGCCGUCAGCUGGGGGAGGUACCAGCUGGCCGUGACUCAGCAGAAGGAGGAGGAGCCCAGCAGCACCAGUAUCUUCAAUCAGAAUGACCCCUGGGCCCCCACGGUGGACUUCACUAACUUCAUCAACAAUGAGAGCAUUGCUGGAGAGGACUUGGUGGCCUGGGUGACAGCCGGUUUCCUGCACAUCCCACAUGCAGAGGAUAUUCCCAACACGGUGACUGUGGGGAAUGGUGUGGGCUUCUUCCUCCAACCCUACAACUUCUUUGACCAGGACCCCUCCUCUGACUCUGCUGACUCCAUCUACUUCCGGGAGGAUGAGGAUGCCGGGUCCUGUGAGGUCAACCCCCUAGCUUGCCUCGCCAAGGCUGCUGACUGUGCCCUUGACCUUCCUGCCUUCUCCCAUGGGGGCUUCUCUCACAACUAGGUGGUCCCUGAGAUGAGGAAAGUAAUCAGGGGCCCCAGGGCCAGAAUGUAUGGGGAUGGGGAGCAGUAGGCCCUGGAUUGGGCAGCCUGGUGCUCUCUUCUCCUUCCUCACACCCUUGAGGUCCCCUCUUCUCCCUCCCCCAAAAUCACCUCUUCCCAUCACAUUCCCUUUCGUCCCCCUCUCUACUGGGAACAUCCUGAACCUGUAUGCUGGGGACACAGGGGAGACUCAUCUUUACUGCCACCAGACCUGGGUUCCCAUCCCAGAGAGGAGAGGAAUGGCCUGCUGAGAGCUUGGAACGAUGGCCAAGCUUUUACACAGAAGACUUCCCCUUUAUUUUUAUUUCUGGCUUCCCCAAAUCUUUUUAGGCCUUCUCCAGGUUCCUCCUGGCCUGUCUAGUCCCUCCCUUGGAUCUCUGCGAUGGGGAUAGUUUCCUAGAAGCCCCAAGGCAGUGUUCAUGCCUGGCCUAUGUAUCCAUGGGUGAGCUGGCGGGGGCUUCUUGGCCUGUAUUCCCUCGUAUCCAAGACUUCCUCCUUCUUUCUCUCUUCCUCUUGCCUACUGCCUCCUCCUCCUGUUCCUACCCAUCCUUGUAUCCUGGGAUUUCCCUCCCAGCCUUGAGCAGACGUUCCUCUGCCCUGCUGCUCCUCUAGCCCUCAUUUCUCAAUUUAAGUCUCCUCUCCUGGCCCUAGGCCUGUGAAAGUCUCAAAAUGCAAGGGACAUCUAGUUUGAGAGGACAAUCCCUGUCUGUUCCCCUGUGUCUGUCACAUAUGAGGAGUAGGAGUUUCCCCCACCCCAGUCCUGGGGAGGAUGUGUUUUCUCUGUCCAUUUAUUUGUACACCCCUGCCUCACAUUCUCAGCAGAAGAUGGUCACGGACACAGCAACCAGAACUGUGUGUGACCAAUGACCUCUGUACUCUACAGCAGCUAACACGGGAGGCUGAGUAGGCACCAAGAGUGAGCAGCAGAAAGACACAGGAACUCCGGCAAGGACUGGGCCAGAGGCCAUCCAGUCUCAUAUGGGCAUGCAAGUGAGCCAGGGCUUCCUGGGGGAGGAGCCUCCCAUUAAGCCAUCCCUCCAGAGGUCUGGAUUGGGGGUGGAUGCACAAAUAGCAAGAGUUUGGAAAGACCUGAAAUGUCCUUCCCUAGAGGAUUGGUUAAAUAAAUUCUGAUACAGACUUACAAUGCAAUAAUAUGCAGCUAUAAAUAUGCAGCUAUAAAUCUCUUUGUACACUAAUAGGGAAUAAUCUUCCAGAAAAAGGCAAGGUAUAGAAGUGUGUCUAGUGCACUUCUCAUUUGUGUUUUAGAAGGGAGGAGAAGAAUAUAAAUACAUAUUUACUUAUAUAUGCAUAUUCAGAAGAAACGGGUAA
This is a messenger RNA of Pteropus alecto (black flying fox), 3759 nucleotides long. RefSeq names its product membrane primary amine oxidase. Lineage: Eukaryota; Metazoa; Chordata; Mammalia; Chiroptera; Pteropodidae. The transcript has 6 exons. The record is from RefSeq and is a predicted model, not a curated record. Bases 185 to 2392 code for a protein of 735 amino acids. Gene Ontology annotation, biological process: response to antibiotic; amine metabolic process. Gene Ontology annotation, cellular component: early endosome; endoplasmic reticulum; Golgi apparatus. Gene Ontology annotation, molecular function: primary methylamine oxidase activity; copper ion binding; quinone binding.